AUGGUCUCCCUCCUCAGUGUUCCUUUCCUUGCCUCUCUUUUUUCUCUCUUGUUCGUCGCCCAUGCCUUUCCUGUUACCUUGCUUUCGAGGGCCAAACUCGAUGUUUUUGUCCCGACAAUAGUCAGCCCCAAUUCAACGACCGUCUGGACCAUUGGAGAAAAUGCUACGAUUGUGUGGGACAUCUCCAAUGCCCCAGCCUCCAUCUCCAACGGUGCUGCUGUUGUUUUGAAUGGCUAUGGAACUGUUGCUGAAGGGUUUGACUUGCGGGCAGGGAGUGUCGACGUCCUUGUCCCUCAGGUGCCCCAAGGGAAUUAUUUCAUCACCUAUGCGCUAUUAGUGAAUGUCCGGCCGUCUCUACAGUUCUCUAACAUCUCCUCCUAG
Messenger RNA from Cyclocybe aegerita, 381 nucleotides. The record is from the annotation of a GenBank genome assembly. NCBI's taxonomy places the organism in Eukaryota, Fungi, Basidiomycota, Agaricomycetes, Agaricales, Hemipholiotaceae.